AUGAAUAGAGGUGUUAAUUUGCAGAGCUCACCGGUGCAACAAAUGAUGGCCGGAAACCCUAACUGGUGGAAUAUCAAUAGCAUGAGGCCACCAACCCAGCCAUCUGUUACUUCUCCUUUCUUGCCUCCUUCUCCUCCUCCUCCUUCUUUUUUCAUUCCACAGUUCGUACCAAACACUUCCUCUUCUCCAUCAACAACUUCUUCAGGACUUCCUUUUCCUUCUUGGCAUAUUGACGAUAACAUCCAGGAGCUUCCAGAGUCUUGGAGCCAACUCCUCUUGGGUGGAUUGGUAGGCGAAGAUGAGAAGGGGGCUCUCAUGAGGCAAUUUCAUCAAGCAAAGAAUAAGCCGGAGAAUUGGGAGGAGCAAAUAUUAAGCAGCACGCAGGCUCCAAAUGCUCCUGCUGCUGAUGUGAAGCAAGAAAGCUCGGGAUGCGGCAGCUUUGUGUACGGACACCAGCAAGGGGUUAAUGAUCACCAACAUCAUCAAGAUUUUCAGUCAGCGGCUUUGUCUUCUUUGUCUCAAAUUAUGCAAUCAACUGCUUCUGCCUCAUCCUCUCCUAAGUCUUCUUGUGUGACGAGUUUCAACACCAGCAUGUUGGAUUUUUCUAGCAAGUCAGAUGUGAGGCAUCCUCCACCACAUCGAUCCUCUGACCAGUGUAACAGCACUGCGAAUGGUGGUGGGGCGCUUAAGAGAGCAAGGGUUCAACCUUCUUCAUCGCCAACCUUCAAGGUGAGGAAGGAGAAAUUAGGUGACAGAAUUACAGCCCUUCAUCAGCUAGUUUCCCCAUUUGGGAAGACUGACACAGCCUCUGUCUUGUUAGAAGCUAUUGGGUACAUCAGAUUCCUUCAGAGUCAAAUUGAGGCCCUCAGCUUACCUUACUUGGGCAAUGGAUCAGGAAACAUGCGGCAGCAGCCACAGUCUGCAGUUCAUGGGGAGAGGAAUUGUAUGUUUCCUGAAGACCCUGGUCAGCUGCUCAAUGACAAUUGCAUGAAGAGGAAAGGAGCUCCCGAGCAGGAUGCUGAUGAAGAGGCAAAGAAGGACCUGAGGAGUAGGGGGUUGUGUUUGGUUCCUGUUUCAUGUACCCUCCAAGUUGGGAGCGACAACGGAGCAGACUAUUGGGCUCCAGCUCUUGGCGGAGGUUUCCAGUAA
Prunus armeniaca (apricot) is the source of this 1149-nucleotide messenger RNA. Lineage: Eukaryota; Viridiplantae; Streptophyta; Magnoliopsida; Rosales; Rosaceae. The record is from the annotation of a GenBank genome assembly.